AUGCUGUCAAGAUAUUCGGCAGCACGGGCGAGCCGACCAUCUCCCCAGGGUCUCUUGCGCACGAUCGCAUAUACCUGGCCGCAGCAGUUCCGCCCCGAAACUGCUAGCUUCAUCGCUCGACAACACACAGGCACCUUCACGCCCAAGAACUUAUCAUCUAGCUCGUCCGUGGGACUUCGUCAUCAAAUUGACACUGGUAUUAGUACUGGAAAAUGGGAAGUGGGGAGACGACAUUCUUCUACUGCGACAUCUGCGGAUGCAGACGCAGGUCCUAAUACCAAAGCAAAUAAGGACGCUAUCUAUGCUCUGAUCGACGAGAUAAAUGAAAAUGAAAUGGAAAUCGCUAAACUUAUGGAUGAUCUAGACUUAAUAGAUGAACAUUCUGGAGCACUCAAUAUCUACGGACCUGAAUUAGACCAUGCGUUUAGCCAGACAAUCGGCCACCGAGAUGCAGAGACUUUGGAAGCGCGCGUGCGAGCAGCAAGGCUACAUUUUGGAGAGACUCUUCCCGAGGAUUACCUGAACGAAACCGAGACCCGAUUGUACACCCAGCUAUACGGCGAGCCAAUUAUUCAACAAGAACAUACAGCGCUUGAAAUCGAGGGAAAUGAGAAGGAUUCCGACAGACUGUUCCGUGAAGAUGGCAAUGGAGGAUGGGAGGAAAUUGAUUUUGCGCCGGCGAAUACCGAGGCCGAACCUCCGCUUGUAUAUGACAUGGAACUUGGCCCACCAGUGGACGAAACUGCCGCUAUGCAACGAACAAGGGAGGUUGCCGAGCAGCUUGGUGGGGAGAUCAUGCUGGAACAGUUUGAGGAGGACGCAGUUCAGGACGACACACCGCGACUACACCCUCGAACAGUGGAAGGGAAAUUCUCGACCGACCCCAGCACCAUAUUCUUGCCUAAGGAUACCGUGACUGGUCCCAUUUCUAUAAUUCUGUCAGAUUUCUCGAAUAAGCACAUCUCAGAGACUGCUCGUCGUACAUUUGGCGGUCCACGACUUCCCCUCUCUACCGUUACUCCACCUUUGCGCGCCCAUGUGCCCCAAGUUCCGAUUCCACUGGAAGCCUCGCAGCGGUUCAUGACGGAGAUGGAAGCUAAUGCAUAUAUCGCCGCCCUGUAUCCUGGAAUGUAUGCCUCCAUCCUCAGUGUUUUAACGGAAAUUCGAAAGCGCUUGGGCUCGGACUGGAUUCGCAACCUGAUGUCGAAAGAAGGCGGUCCCCAUAUUCUUGACGCCAGUGCUGGUGGUGCUGGCGUUAUGGCAUGGAGGGACGUCCUUCGCGCAGAAUGGGAGGCUAUGGUUCCAGAUCACCCUCAGACGAGUCCUUACCCUAUGGGCAGAUCGACAGUGGUUACAGGAUCUGAGACGCUUCAACUCCGAGCGAGUGCGAUGCUUGAAAACACUUCGUUCCUACCACGACUCCCUGACUAUGUUCAUGUACGCGAAAAGCCAACACUAGAUGAUUCGAGGGCUCCUCAGAAACGGAAACAAUAUGACAUCAUUGUCGCUCCGCAUUCUUUGUUGGGCAUCGAAGAGGAUUACCUGCGUAAAGAACACGUCGAGAAUUUGUGGACCCUUCUUAACCCUAAUGGAGGCGUUCUUAUCCUUCUGGAAAAGGGACAUCAGAAGGGAUUCGAAGCAAUUGCUGGAGCCCGCGAUAUGUUGCUCAAGCGCCAUAUCUCGAGCCCUGGUUCUACACUGUACGAAGACUUUAUUGAUUCUCCGGGUGAAAAUACGCAUGUUGAGAAAGAAACCGGAAUGAUUAUUGCUCCCUGCACCAAUCAUGGGAAAUGUCCCAUGUACCAUAACGACGGCCAUUCCAAGGGGCGCAGAGAUUACUGUCACUUCGAGCAAAGAUACAUCCGACCGCAAUUCCUGCAACGAAUUGUGGGAGCUAAAGACCGGAAUCACGAAGAUGUCAAGUUUAGCUAUGUCGCCGUACAGCGUGGGGUGGACCUACGUCAGAAGAAUGGUAUUGUGCAAGAUCCCUCAGCUACUGAGGCUGCCUUCACUGGCUAUGAAAACAUAGAUGACAUGGCCGCCGAACCACAAGCAUCUGAAGCGACACCAGUUGCACAAAAUGAAGCUGCCAAUGAAAGCCAGGCUUUCCACACGCUAUCUCUCCCUCGAAUUAUCUAUCCUCCCAUUAAACGGCGUGGACACGUCUUGUUUGACGCCUGCACACCAGCAGGGAACCUUGAGCGCUGGACCGUUCCACGCUCCUUUAGCCGUCGAGCGUAUAAAGAUGCGCGCAAGGCACGCUGGGGAGACCUGUGGGCGUUGGGUGCAAAGACCCGCAUCUCAAGAAACUUAAGGCUUGGUGACAAACACGGAGAAGGAAAGAAAGAACGGCUGGAAAGACGUGCUUUGGCCAGGGCAAAGCUAAAUGACCAUGAUGAAGAUCCUCAUGACCAGCCAAUAGAUGAUGUUGAUGCCGCAUCCGACUGGCCGGAUCUGUCACUCCCACCAAAAAAAAAGGGUCAAAACAUCCCUAGCUGGAAGAAAUAUGCAGACAAAAAGAAAAUCAGGCAAGCUUCAAAACAGCAUGCUGCUAAGAAAAUGGCGCAGGAUGAUCUUUUGGAUUAA
Aspergillus tanneri is the source of this 2586-nucleotide messenger RNA. RefSeq names its product tRNA methyltransferase RSM22 (gene RSM22). NCBI's taxonomy places the organism in Eukaryota, Fungi, Ascomycota, Eurotiomycetes, Eurotiales, Aspergillaceae. Gene Ontology annotation, cellular component: mitochondrial small ribosomal subunit. The coding region runs from base 1 to 2586 and encodes 861 amino acids. The transcript has a single exon. The record is from RefSeq and is a predicted model, not a curated record. Gene Ontology annotation, biological process: translation. Gene Ontology annotation, molecular function: methyltransferase activity; structural constituent of ribosome.